Molecule: messenger RNA, 2740 nt
Organism: Diorhabda sublineata
Lineage: Eukaryota; Metazoa; Arthropoda; Insecta; Coleoptera; Chrysomelidae
Product: calpain-9-like
Exons: 16
Coding region: 220-2607 (795 amino acids)
Biological process (GO): proteolysis
Cellular component (GO): cytoplasm
Molecular function (GO): calcium-dependent cysteine-type endopeptidase activity
Source: RefSeq, a predicted model, not a curated record
AAGUGUUUCGGUGAUGGUCGUCGCUUGCAGAGCGCAACGCUUUGAAAACGAUCGUGGAAUCUCGCGUGCGUCUUUAACCAACAAAUGAUUGUUUUUUAUAGUGUUAGUUUUGGUAUAAUUUAUAGACGUUUUCUGGACUAUAUUAUUAUGAAUUUUCGUCACUUUAGACCGACCGCUGGAUCUCCUAGCUAAGAUGUAAUAUCAAUAGUGAAACAUUAAAUGAUUUGCACCAUGCCUCAAACAGUAGUCAGAGGACUUGGUCAUCAUAACUAUCAAGGAAACCACAGCCACAACGGCCACGUAGUGCACAGUAAUUUCCCAUCGAAUGGUAUCAGUGGUUUUAACGGACAUCACAAUCACAAUGUUUGUAAUAAUAAUCACAAUCAUGUUCACAAUGGACAUACCAAUCACAACGGACUCGUUCAAAGCGGUCAUAGUUCCAUAUUCCCACAAAAUGGACACGUUAAAAAUAACGGACAUAUUGGAGCUAAUGGACACGCCAAGGCUUACAUGAACGGACAAGCUUUGAAACCUGAAGAUAGACAAUCAACUCUUUCUAGAUACUGUACAUCUGAUAGACGAAGAAACGCCUCUAAUUACCAUGCCAUCAGACGUAUGUGUCGAGAACGUGGUUGUCUCUACGAAGACCCAGAUUUUUCCGCCGGUCCAAAAGCGCUUUACCACAAUAAAAAACCGCCGAUUAAUCCUAUAGUAUGGAUGAGGCCGCACGAGAUUUGUCAGCGUCCUCGUUUCAUCAACGAUAAUAACGAAGAAGGAAAUAGAAAAUUUACAGUAGAAUCCGGAGAACUCGGUGAUCAAUGGUUGCUAGCUGCCGUGGCUUCAUUGGCGUUAACGCCGAAAUUUUUAGAUCGGGUAGUACCGCCUGAUCAAGGAUUCGAUAUUACGCAUUCUUAUUGUGGAGCGUUCAGAUUUAGAUUUUGGCAUUUCGGCGAAUGGAAAGAUGUUGUUAUCGACGAUAAAUUACCAACGCAUAAAGGUAGAUUAAUAUACUUACAUUGUUCUAAUAAUUCGGAAUUUUGGGCGGCCCUUUUGGAAAAAGCGUACGCGAAAUUAUAUGGUUGUUACGAACAACUUCAACAAGGAUCUACUACCAGGGCGUUACAAGAUUUAACCGGAGGUAUAGUACAAAGUUUCGGGCUUUCUCAUCAAGAUCGUUUUUUGACGUUUCAAGUUUUAAACAGCGCAGUACCAAGAUCUAGUCUUCUUAUAGCGACAAUUACACAAGAGAAAGAAAAUAAAAGACAGUUGAGACUUCGAAACGGUCUAAUAACUCAACACGCGUACAGUGUGACCGGCUUAGCGCGAGUACGAGGAGUAAAUGGAGAAGUUCCAUUGGUGAGGUUAAGAAAUCCGUGGGCUAAAGGAGAAUGGACCGGUCCGUGGAGUGAAAGAUCUUGGGAAUGGGACGGAUUAUCUAAUAGAGAUAAAGAAUUAUUGAGUAUCAGAGUAACCAACGAAGGAGAGUUCUGGAUGUCUUUUGAAGAUUUUUCUCGGCAUUUUACUCAAUUGGAUUUAGUACAUAUCGGUCCAGAUGAUUGGAUGAUGGAAGGGGCGUUGCAUUCUAAACAACCUUGGAGAGCGGUUUUGGCGAGAAGAAGAUGGAGGGCGGGAUAUAACGCCGGAGGAGGCCCAUCUUACAUCGAAACGACAGCGAUGAAUCCUCAAUUUCACGUACAAAUACCUAGAACGUCUUCGAAUAAAUGUCACGUUGUGGUAUCUAUAACGCAAUAUUACGAAACGAAUGUGAUAGAAGCUAAGAAGAAGAGGCCCCUUUACGCCAUAGGUUUUGCUGUUUAUGAAGUACCACAUUCCAUGCAAAGAUUAAGUCCACACUUUGUUGCUGAACAAAAGCCCCUCGAUGUAACUAAUCAUUCGAUAGCAAGAGAAGUGGUAACAUUUUUCACAUUACCUCCUGGGGAUUAUAUAGUUGUACCCCAAACGAAUAUGCCAAAUUUAGACGGGAAAUUCUUAUUGAGAAUAUUCACAGACGAGCAGAGCAACAUUUGGGAAGUUAAUGAAGAUAAUAUGAUUAUCAGGAAUAUAGCUUCUGAAUUUAUGGACGAAUCCAAUUCUCCAUUAUCUGGUGAUGGAAAAUCGAUAUUAAAUAAACUUUUAAUGAAAUAUCCCCCGGAAAUAGAUGCGAGUCAAUUACAAAAAAUCCUCAAAUCUCAUUGGAAAUUAUAUCUAUCGGAAAAACCGAGUUUGGAAUUGUGUAAAAGUCUAAUAAUGUUGAGAGAUUUCAAUAUCAGCGGUAAAAUAAGUCUCAUGGAUAUUCCGGUCUUAAUGCACAUGUUACAAUAUUGGAGAUUGGCGUUCCAAAAAUUUGAAAGGAGCCACAAUUGCGGCAAAACUUUAAGUUAUCACUUGAGAGCCUUACUCUGGGAAGCUGGAUGUACAGUUAGUAACAAAGUAUUAGAAUGUUUAGUACUUCGAUUUGCAAAAAAUCGGAUAUUAACAGCAGAAAAUUACAUUAUGGCAUUAGUACGCUUACAUUUAUCUCAUGAGAGAUACCACAAUUUGGAUACCAAAAUGAAAAUGAAUCCGAUUUCGUUAGAAGAAAUGAUACUUAUGACCAUCUAUUCAUGAGAAAGGACGAAAAAAAACAGAAAAAUAAGCUACCUGAGUUUAAAAGAACCAAAGAAAUAUUGUAAAUAAAUAUUUAAUUGUUGAUUUGUAUAUUCUUGUAAAUGAGAUUUAUUAUUAAAAGUUAUAUUCUUGG